AUGCCAGGCCCACCCGCCACCCACCCGCAGAUGCCAAAGCCAAAGCCAAAGCCCCUAGAGGAGUUUAUUGUGCUGGGAUGCGAGCGGCGUGGGACCGCGGGGAGGGGCGGCGGCGGCGGCGGCGCGAAGGAGCUUGAGAGGGGGGUGAGGGGGGUGAGGGGGCUAAAUCUCAGGUCGGCAGACCAUGGGGAAGAGGCCGUGAGGGUUUCUGUGGUAUUUAGAAUGCCAUGGAAGGUGUCUGAGUAUGAGAGGGCCCUGGCGCAGAGGGGGUACCGCCUGUUUGAGCGGUAUGUGGUUGGUGCGAGGAUGGCGGGGGAUUUGGCGGUGCUUAACUUCAAGUCCCCACUCGCCGUAUUUAUUGACGACAAGGUUAAGAACAGGGACCACGAGUGGUUUCUACUAUUCUUGAAUGACGAGGGCGAGGCUGUGGAGUACGGCGGUGUAAGUGGCAGGUCACAGAACCUGGGGAGGGACUUUGAGAUGGGCUGGUAUGUGGGUACUGUGGGUUUGUGUAGAGCCUUCUUGCCACUGCCAUCCUUGUAG
Molecule: messenger RNA, 543 nt
Organism: Morchella importuna
Lineage: Eukaryota; Fungi; Ascomycota; Pezizomycetes; Pezizales; Morchellaceae
Exons: 3
Coding region: 1-543 (180 amino acids)
Source: RefSeq, a predicted model, not a curated record